This is a messenger RNA of Liolophura sinensis, 459 nucleotides long. RefSeq names its product protein TsetseEP-like. The transcript is spliced from 2 exons. Bases 1 to 459 code for a protein of 152 amino acids. NCBI's taxonomy places the organism in Eukaryota, Metazoa, Mollusca, Polyplacophora, Chitonida, Chitonidae. The record is from RefSeq and is a predicted model, not a curated record.
AUGCCUUGUGGCGGCAGUGCUGGAAGCGCACUGUCAACCACUUGCCCGUCUUAUGGACAAUGUCCAAAUCAAAGAGUCCGUCCAGAUGAAGAAAUCACAUUCCUUCACAUUUCCAUACAAGUGGUGGAAGGCCACCCAGACGACGAACAGAACCUGACGGUGGCAGAAGAAGCUGACACCCAGGCGUUAAAGAAAGAAGACCCUCAUAAAAAAUUAACGCAUGAAGAGCGUAAGAAGAACCCACAAACCACACCCGAGGAGACCCCAGAAACCACACCAGAAGAGGUCGCAGAAGCCAGACCAGAGGAGGCCUCAGACACUACACCAGAGGAGACCCCAGAAAAAACACCAGAAGUGAACCAAGAAACCACAGCAGAAGAGGCCCCAGAAACUACAUCUGAGGAGGCCCCAGAAAUGACUCCAACAAUCACGACAGGUAGAGAUAACAACACACUCUAA